ACAAACAAAAUGCAUAAACCUGCUCAAAACUUUAUUCUGGUAGUUCUUAUUUUUUCAAUUCUAUUUUUCAUUUUAAGGCGUUAUUAUGAUGAUUCUAAGGAGUUUACCCCAGGAGGCUUUAUAAAACCUUUUGUCAGCUAUGCACCACCCCGAUUUUUUACGGCUCCCAAGAACAACAUUAUUGCUUGUGGAAUCCGGAACUCUUUUUUCCACAUCACACAAAAUCUAAUGUGCCUUGUUUAUAACGAAACACAAUACUUGGCAGAUAAGAGGAGUUUCAAUGAUCCUUGGACUUCAAGUAGCAGAGAUUGUGCCAGUGAGAAAAGUUUCUUCGAUCCAUCUGAAUCUGUGCAAAACGAUAAGGACACGGUUCGAUUUGCAAUUUUAAAGGAUCCAUUCCAGCGUUUUGUGACAUUGUAUCUGAACAAAUGCGUAGAGAAGAACGAGUGUUAUGAUUGUGGAAGUGAUAUGCGAUGUGUUGUGAAGAAGCUUUACAACUCGCUUGCCGAAAUUCAAAACAAUACAAAUACAACAUUGGUGAUUGGAGACAUCGAGACAGAAGCAGCACCAAUCUCGUGGAACUGUAAUUUCCACGAGGGCAUCGAAAAGUGGAAGCUAAUGCGCAUGAGCUCAGAUUUAGAAAAAAGAAUUUCAGCGGCUGCUGUGCUCCUAGAACGCUUGAGAGAACAAGGAGUAAAACAAGCAGUCUUUAUGAGAAUUCACAAUGAUAUUGUGUAUAACGACAUCGCCAACACCACUCAGACAUCCAACAAACGCGAUGAAGCUGAAAAACAAGUUCGAGAAGACCAGAUUGUUCGCCAUUUUCUACACAAAAUUUACCUCAUGGACUAUCUCGUAUUCCGAUUUGACAGGCGUGUAUUAGAUCCAGAAUAUAAAAAGAUUGAGGCAAAAUUCAUCUUGAAUUCAGUUGCAAAAUAAUGAUAAUUUUCGAAUAACAUUCAUAAAACUAUACAAUUGACAUAAAAUUGAAUGAAACUUAACUGCGA
This is a messenger RNA of Caenorhabditis elegans, 1007 nucleotides long. RefSeq names its product sulfotransferase family protein (gene F17B5.4). The record is from RefSeq and is marked reviewed. Gene Ontology annotation, molecular function: sulfotransferase activity; chondroitin 4-sulfotransferase activity. Bases 10 to 939 code for a protein of 309 amino acids. Gene Ontology annotation, biological process: chondroitin sulfate proteoglycan biosynthetic process; positive regulation of response to oxidative stress. Gene Ontology annotation, cellular component: membrane. The transcript has 7 exons. NCBI's taxonomy places the organism in Eukaryota, Metazoa, Nematoda, Chromadorea, Rhabditida, Rhabditidae.